This is a messenger RNA of Hyalella azteca, 5404 nucleotides long. RefSeq names its product collagen alpha-1(V) chain. Bases 27 to 4730 code for a protein of 1567 amino acids. Gene Ontology annotation, molecular function: extracellular matrix structural constituent. The transcript has 26 exons. The record is from RefSeq and is a predicted model, not a curated record. Lineage: Eukaryota; Metazoa; Arthropoda; Malacostraca; Amphipoda; Hyalellidae.
UGGGAGACUCGAUCACUCUUUUCUACAUGGACCAGGACGGAAGGCCUUACGAGGGAAACUCGAUGAUGUUUAACGUCAGCAUCAACGACGGCAAAUGGCAUCGCGUGAGCAUCAGCGUGAAGGGUGACAGCGCUACGCUGCUGGUGGACUGCCUCACCAUUCAGACGGUGCCGCUGCCUCGCAGUUCUCCCUCGCAUAUAUCCCAGGCCGGCAUAGGGCUGCUCGGUCAACAGCUGCUCGAAGACGAAUUCUUUGCCGGAGAUAUUCAACAAAUGGAUUUGAUAGCCGGUCCUGAGGCGGCGUACGAACACUGCCGUCUCUACAUGCCCAAUUGUGACACCCCGAUCCCGAGGUCGACCCUAGCGCCGGCGUCGUGGGGUGAGAGCGAGGUGGAGACCGCUGCUAGUGUCACCAGUAGCUAUGCUACCAAGAAUGCUGACGAGAUCAUCACCAUCGAGGGAGGAGACGAUGACCCUCAGUACAGCGGCUAUGAACCCUACGACAACUCUUCAUACAACUCGGGAGGUUUCGACUCGAGCUCAUACGACGUGGACUUACCAACCGGCGUUGAGCGCGUCAUCCGGGGCUACCCGGGCCCAACCGGCCCACCCGGACCUGUGGGGCCCAAAGGGGAACGGGGUCGGGACGGUCUGGACGGGACAGACGGAGGGGAAGGAGCUCCCGGUCACGUAUUCAUGAUACCGCUAAACCUACAAGGGAACCAGAAGGGUCCAGACGGCAUGCUGGAGCAGUUCCAGCAGAUGUUGUCCCAGCACAUGAUGGCCAUGAGGGGCGUGGCGGGGCCCAUGGGCCUCACGGGCCUCCCUGGCCCCGAGGGCCCUCAAGGGGAACCUGGUAUCAAGGGAGAGCCUGGCGACGUUGGCCUACCGGGACCCCGUGGGAUGCGCGGGAUGUCAGGUCCGCCGGGCAAGAACGGGCGACGGGGUCGGCCGGGUCGGGACGGCGAGCGCGGGCUGUCGGGCCCGCCUGGGGAAAAAGGCCUCAUCGGCCAACCCGGUCUACCUGGACUGCCUGGGGAGAAAGGAGACAGAGGCUCUAAAGGCACUUCAGGCACUCCUGGACUGCCUGGACACGAAGGCAUGCCUGGGGAAACAGGCGCCCCUGGAUUACCUGGACUGCCUGGUGAAAUGGGCCCCAGAGGCUUCCUUGGGCCCCGAGGUUUUCCUGGACUGCCAGGGCCACCGGGGAUCCCAGGGAGCGAAGGAGGCCCGGGCCGUAAAGGCAGCGACGGGGCCCCUGGUCAGCCCGGACCUCCUGGACAGUCGGGGCCCACUGGACCUGUAGGACCUGCCGGGCCACAAGGCCUCGUUGGCCCACCGGGACCCGCUGGACCUCAAGGCAAAAAUGGAGUGCCUGGACUGCCUGGAGAAGACGGCUUGCCAGGUCUUACAGGAAACCAAGGCAUGCCUGGACCUAAAGGAGACAAAGGACCGCUAGGCAGCUCGGGCCCCGCUGGAUUCCCUGGCCCCAGGGGGGUCAAAGGCGACCAAGGAAACCGAGGCCUUCAAGGGGAGAAAGGGGACAAAGGGGAGCAGGGUCCCUACGGGGAGAAAGGGGACAUCGGCUACAAGGGGGAGCGAGGGGAGCUCGGCCCUGCUGGGGUUGCUGGACUGGAGGGACCCGAGGGACCUAAGGGGCUGGAAGGACCUCGUGGAGAGGCCGGUCCUAGCGGUCCUCCAGGCGAGAAAGGAAAACUUGGUGUCCCUGGAUUCCCUGGAUAUCCUGGUCCUCCUGGAUCGAAGGGAGAUAAAGGUUCUCCUGGACUAGUGGGAAGGCCUGGCGAUAAAGGAGAGCGUGGGAACCUCGGCUUGCAAGGGGAACGUGGCGAACAGGGACCAAGGGGCUUCAGAGGAGCUCGAGGUCGUCGCGGAAAGCAAGGAGAAACCGGGCCCAAAGGUGACACUGGACAGCCUGGGUCUGAAGGUCCCCCCGGAGGAACGGGGCCUCAGGGCCCAGAAGGACCCAGAGGCUUCGAAGGCCCCACCGGCAACCCCGGAGUUGACGGCAAGAACGGCAUCCAAGGCUCUCCCGGAGAGCGAGGACCUCCCGGAGAGCCAGGUUCGCAAGGUGCAAUUGGCCCCCCUGGAGUCAUCGGCCCCAUUGGCGUGACUGGUGAAGUGGGCGCUGCUGGGGAACCUGGUCCUCCUGGACCUCCUGGGUCUCCAGGAGGCGAAGGACGUCCAGGAGAGGCUGGAAAGGAAGGACCACCUGGACCCAUGGGCCCGCCUGGAAAAAUUGGUCCCGUUGGGCCUCCAGGUCUGCCUGGGUUCCCCGGGGAACGAGGACUGCCCGGAAUUCCGGGUGCAAACGGGCUAAAAGGCGAACAAGGGCCCCCUGGCCCGCUUGGGUCACCUGGCGACAAAGGAUCAAUAGGAAUUCCAGGUGCAGCGGGCCCUCAGGGGCUCCAGGGUAAAACUGGUCCACCAGGAUCUCAGGGUCCAUCUGGAGCCAAAGGAGAAGCGGGAGAUCCUGGACCAGCUGGACCCACUGGAAGAGAUGGCCUGCCUGGAGUCCGAGGGUUACCCGGUUCACCUGGUCCCGUCGGAGAACCUGGGGAGGAUGGUGACAACGGAGAGCCAGGGCCUCCAGGGGAGAAGGGCUACAAAGGAGACAAAGGAGCACAGGGCACAGUUGGUAUACCAGGAACAGCUGGUCUAAGGGGAGCACCCGGAGCCGCUGGAGCACCCGGAGAGCGAGGUCCUCCAGGAGUGAUGGGCCACGCAGGGAGGAAGGGCGAGGACGGGCCGGUAGGAGUACCCGGUACUCCAGGCUCCCCUGGACAACAAGGAUUGCCAGGACCCCCUGGAGAACUCGGCGAAAAGGGUGACAGAGGACGUCGCGGACUUCCAGGACCGAUAGGACCGACAGGAGAGGCUGGAUUACCUGGCACCAAAGGAGGUCCCGGACUUCCUGGUCCCGCAGGACCCGAUGGGCUGCAAGGCCUGAAGGGAGAGCCAGGGCCUCCGGGUUUGCCCGGGGAUCCAGGAAAAGAUGGAGAACACGGAGGACCAGGACCACAUGGACCCAAAGGAGAAGAAGGAAAGCCGGGACUGCAAGGAUCACCAGGCAUCCGAGGAGUAAUAGGACCUCCUGGUCCUAAAGGCAACGCAGGACCGCCAGGCUUCCCGGGCCCCACUGGUGAACCUGGCAAACAAGGUAUCAAGGGCGAACCUGGAAAAGAUGGCGAGGAUGGAAAACUUGGUGACCCAGGACCUAUAGGAGCUCCAGGACCGCCGGGACAGAUGGGGUUGCAUGGAAGCCCUGGAAAGCCUGGACCAGAAGGACCUGGUGGGCCUCAAGGGGCACCUGGUCUGCCAGGCGACAAAGGGGACCGCGGCGUGUCGGGCCCAGCUGGCCCCGCUGGCCUAACCGGGCCACAGGGACUGCCGGGGCCUCAAGGCCUGCCAGGCCUACGUGGAUCUCCUGGGCCCGCCGGCGACGUUGGAGUGCCCGGCAAGGAGGGGCCAGCGGGCCAGCAAGGCCAGCAAGGCCUCAGAGGGGAAAAAGGCAUGAAGGGAUCGCGAGGACCAGGAGGACAAAAAGGACAUCGAGGAAGGAUAGGCGUCGCAGGAGCGAAGGGAGAUCUUGGCGAGAAGGGAGAGCCUGGCAUGAAAGGGCCUCAAGGGCCCCGUGGAGUGAAGGGUGAACCGGGGCCAGUCGGACUUCCAGGUAACAAAGGCAAUGAUGGGCCACAAGGCCUGCCUGGUCUGGGUGGGCCUCCAGGACCCAAAGGAGUUCCAGGAGCAACUGGACCCAAAGGAGAAACUGGUCCAGGCGGCCCUCCAGGCUUGCCUGGACCUGCUGGAGAGCUUCCCUUGCUGCCUCCUGAGCUUCUGUUCCAGCGAGACGCCCCAUACGACCCGAGCCAGAACCAGCGCUACAAGAGAGAAGCUGCCAGGCCCACCAGAAGAAGAGGCCGUAAUUCCAGGCCCAAUAACAGAGGCGAUGACGACGUGAAUACUCCAUCGGACGAGCCAAAUGGAGAACUAGACUCGAUCGACACUGAUGAACUUGAUGGAAAGCUCUUGGACAUGUACACAAAUAUCUACACCAUGCGGCAAGACCUCGACCAUCUCAAGAAACCCAUCGGGACCAAAGACAAUCCUUCUAGAACGUGCAAGGAUCUUUUCUACGGACAUCCCAAAUUUAAAGACGGCUGGUACUGGAUCGACCCUAACCUGGGCAUGCCGGACGACGCAAUCUACGUGUUCUGCAACAUGACCGUCGACGGGGAGACCUGCGUGUCCCCUGACAUACACUCGGCCAGCAUCGUCAACAUUCCAUGGAGGAAGACCGCCAACUCUGAUGCCAGGUUCUCGGACCUGCGAGGAGGCUUCCAGAUCACAUACGAGACGGUUGGCGUGGUGCAGAUGAACUUCUUGCGGUUGCUUUCGUCGUACGCGUACCAGAACUUCACGUACACGUGCGUGCAGAGCAGGGCCUGGUUUGACGAAGACAGUCUCAGUCACGACAAAGCAAUCAGACUCAUAGGGCAGGACGAGCACAUCUUCUCCAUUGACGCCAACAAACCUGACGUGCUCUCUGAUGGAUGUGCGUCGAAAAUUGGUCUCCCUGGGAAAGGCAGCACCAUCUUCGAGAUCCGCACCACCAAACUUGCCACUCUCCCUCUGGUGGACUUUCAGCCGCGAGACUUCGGCUUACCGAACCAAGCUUUCGGCUUCAAAGCUGGUCCAGUGUGCUUCAAAUAAUAUUCUCAUUGCAGGGGGAACAAAUAAUCCUAAAGUUCAGCUUGCUGAUGGAAGAAAUAAUACUAAAGUUCACCUUCCUGAGGAAAGAAAUAAUCCUAAAGUUGGCCUUGCAGAGGGAACAAAUAAUCCUAAAGCUCCCCUGGCUGAAGACUUCUUCAAACAUUCAUUUAAACCCUUUGUUGACGACCGGAUUUUCUCGAGUAAUCGACAAAAUUCUACUUUCAGAUGCCUUAUAGAUGCUUUUAAUUUCUUUGUAGUGUUAAGAUGGGCAAUAAAAAUUAUUCCCAACUCAGAAAGCUCGAUGCGCCAUUCCAAGAUUUCUUCAAGUUCAACGAUGAUACCCAAAAGUUCUGUAGCAGGAACUUUUACGGAGUACGUGUCAUUUUCGACACUGAAUUGUUGUGUAAUUAGUCUCUGUAUAAAGUGUACACAGUUUGUUAAGAAGUGUAGAAAGCUGAAUAAUGUGUGGAUGAUUGGAGUGUGCAUGAACGUAUUGAUGAGUCACAGUAAUGCUGAAUGUUUUCUGUCUGGAUUUUCAGACACUUUCUCUUUCCUUUAUAUGGGCGAUAUUAGAAUAAGCUUAGGAGUAAUUCCCCUUAAUUUGUAUAAAGGUAUAAAUGUUUGUUUUAUAUCUAUUCAUUUUAAGCAAGAAUGGAUCUAUUCUUGAUUAAUCA